Lotus japonicus is the source of this 1842-nucleotide messenger RNA. RefSeq names its product zinc finger CCCH domain-containing protein 68-like. Lineage: Eukaryota; Viridiplantae; Streptophyta; Magnoliopsida; Fabales; Fabaceae. The record is from RefSeq and is a predicted model, not a curated record. Gene Ontology annotation, molecular function: metal ion binding. Bases 1 to 1842 code for a protein of 613 amino acids. The transcript has 4 exons.
AUGGAGCGGCCAAGGAAAUCUAAAGGGGUUUCGUUGGAUAAACGAAGCAAAGAGUGUCAGGUAAAAUAUUUCUCAUCUGAUGAUAGCCCUUCACAAAUUGGCUGGAAAUCGCAAGGCGGUAAUCAUCAUCUUCAAGCAAUGCCAACAUCAAUUUUAGAUUAUAGCACUAAUGAAUCUAAUGAUUCAUAUUUACCCCCUGGGUUUGAAAGUGGUCCUUUCCUAGACCAAACAAUGGUUAAAUGGGAAUGUCCCCCACAGUUUGCUAUUAGUCCUCAUUGGUUUGUUAGAGCCGGUGAAGCAAGUGAGGAGAAAGAUACUGAGAAGCUGAGAGAAUUGAGAGUGAUUGAAGCACAUUAUCCUCGUCCUUCUUCCAUUCCACCAAGCCCUUUGGUUUCUUCGGAUGUGGAAGAGGAAGAUUAUGAUGAUACCGCUACUCCUAUAGUCUCACUCAUUCCUAUUGAGGAGACUGAGGAUUAUGAUGAUGAUAACGCUUCUUCUGAUAUCGUCCCUCUCAUUCCUAUUGAUGUCCAGGAGGAAGUGGCUAUGGAUAUUUCGCCCGAACGCACAGUGUUAAAUGCUCCCUCUGAUAUGCAUUCACAGAAAUUGCAGCGACAACAUCUAUCAGCAACAACAACUCCUCUUAGUUCCGGUUGUAACCCCUCCUCUUCUACUGUUUCUUUAGAUGAUGGUGGUGUAACCGACUUAUCUAGGGUGUCUGCACAAGACUUAGCAACAGUUGCUGCUCUAAUAGAAGCAAUAUUAAAGAUCAAUCAACGUGGAAGCUCAAUUGAUGUGGAUCUACUUAUCAAAAUAUUUAAUAACCCCCAAAUGGUUGAGAGAUUGAGUACUGAAAAUAGAAUUCCACCACCCAAUUUAAGAACUGAUUCAUCUUCAAACAAUCCUCUGAGCAUAUCCACUUUUGGAUUAAAUCCUACUUUUCCAUCAAUUCCACUAAUGCCAUUGUCUACAUCUCCACCUUGUGGUGUGGCAGCUUAUUCUGGGACUACUCCACUAACAGGUGUUGCGAGUUUAUUACCUUCUCCUGUGGUGAUGCCUUCAGCUCCAUCAUUUACAAUAUUGAAUCCUGCACCUAAUAAUCUGACAGCUCAGAUCCCGGCUGCGAUUUCAUCAUAUUCAAUGGCGAAUUUCAUGCAUGAUUCUUACCAGACGACAACUGAUGCAUCUACUCCAUUGUCUUGGCCUGUGUGUGCACCAAAUACUGCUGAUCCUCAAAUGCAGUUGUCUUGGCCUGCGUACACACCGUUCAAGCCUGCAACGGUUGUUAGUGAAAACAUUCACAAGUCAAAUGGAGUGCCUACUACAGUUUCCUUGAACAUUCCUCCUCAGCAAGAUAUAGUUCAAGCAUCAUCAUUAUCCUCAGGGAUUAAGCGAGCUGCAUCAUUCUCCAUUUCUUCCAAUGGACAAAGCUCGGUUCAAUUCUCUUCCACAACCGAGAAGUACCUGAAUACUUUUGGGACUCAAACCACUGCUAGAACAACAACCAAACUACAUGCUUCUCAAUCUAAUACAAGUUCUUCAGGAAGUGCUGCUGCAAGGGAUGAUGGGGACUAUUAUAAGAACCUAGUUAGGAGACGUGAUGAAGCUAGGCAAGUUAAGCAGGAUAGUAGGAGCUCCUUCCGAGAGUCAAAAUCAGCGGCACAAGACAUUAGACACCAAGAACCAGAGAGACACAGAAGCGAGAAAGCUGCAUGCAUAUACUAUAACAGCCCAAGGGGGUGCAGAAAUGGUGCCCAAUGCCGCUUUCGACAUCAUGUUUCAAGUCGGAGGGAUGCUGAUAACAACGUCCGAGGGAGUAGUUAUCUCAAAAAAUUGAGACUAUAG